AGCUUUUUAUAUAAUUUUUAAAAUAAAUAAGCAUAGAGUGUUAAUUCACAUAGGACAGCAAAAUAAGCUUUUGGUACUGUCUGCCAAAUGGAGGGUCCUUAGUUUUCUCUCUUCCUUUCUCUCUCUCUACAACCCAAAAAAAAACUUCACUACUCCACCAUCACCUUCUUCUUCUUCUUCUUCUUCUUCUUCUUUCUUCUUUCUUCCUUCUACUGUUGCUUCUUCAUCUUUCUUUGUUCAAUUUCUACUUGGGUUUUCUCUUACAAUAUCAAAUUCACAAAUUUGAGGUUCACAGGGUUGAUUUCUCAUCUGGUUGCUCAGCUAAUAGUCUAUGUUGCUUGGAUUCUUCAAGAAUCUCAACGGUGCUGAAGUAUUUAAGUGAUUUAUAAUUGUGAUGUCUCCACCACUCCUUGGUGUUGGCGAGGAGGAGGGCCGGAGUAAUGUUACUCUACUGGGUUCUUCGUCCUCCUUAGGAAGCAUAUGCCAAAAAGGAUUAGCACUUAAAGAGCGAAACUAUAUGGGGCUUUCUGAUUGUUCGUCCGUGGACAGCUGCAAUAUUUCCACCUCAUCAGAGGAUAAUAACAGUGUCGGAUUAAAUCUCAAGGCUACGGAGCUCAGGCUCGGGCUCCCAGGAUCCCAGUCUCCCGAACGGGGCACAGAGCCUUGUCCUUUGGGCUCUACAAAGGUUGAUGAGAAGCUGCUCUUUCCCUUGCACCCUGCCAAAGAUACUGCUUUCUCGGUAUCACAGAAAACCGUUGUUACUGGCAACAAACGAGGAUUUUCAGAUGCUAUGGAUGGAUUCUCAGAGGGAAAAUUUCUAUCAAACUCAGGUUUGAAAGCAGGUGAUGCAAAGGAGACCUCACGUGUGCAACCACCUAAACUGAAAGAUGCAAAUACUCAGGGUACAGUUCUAGAGAAGCCUUCUGCUGUGAAUGAGGCUUCAAACCGUGCGGGCAAUGGUGCUCCUGCUACAAAGGCUCAGGUUGUGGGUUGGCCACCCAUUCGAUCUUUUAGAAAGAACACAUUAGCCUCUGCCUCAAAGAACAACGAAGAGGUGGAUGGAAAGGCUGGAUCACCAGCUCUUUUCAUUAAGGUAAGCAUGGAUGGGGCUCCCUAUUUGAGGAAAGUGGACCUCCGAAACUAUUCUGCAUACCAGGAGCUCUCUUCUGCUCUUGAAAAGAUGUUCAGCUGUUUUACUAUUGGUCAAUAUGGAUCUCAUGGAGCUCCUGGGAAGGAAAUGUUAAGUGAGAGUAAAUUGAAGGAUUUGCUUCAUGGAUCUGAAUACGUACUCACGUACGAGGAUAAGGAUGGGGACUGGAUGCUAGUCGGUGAUGUCCCCUGGGAGAUGUUUAUUGAUACCUGCAAGAGGCUGAGGAUCAUGAAAGGUUCAGAUGCCAUUGGUCUAGCCCCAAGGGCUAUGGAAAAGUGUCGGAGCAGAAACUAGCCUAUCUACACAUGGUUGAAGCUAUCCAUCCAGCAUUACUGAUAGGAGAGGAAAACACAAGACGGAUGAAGGGGGUUCAUAACUUAAAUCUUUUUAAAGGCAUUAAAAGUGGCUGGUUGUUGGUCUUGGACAGCGCAAGCAUGGGUAGAUGCUUUAUCUAAUUACCACAUUGUGUUUCUUUAUAUUCGCGUGAUAUAUGUCCUUUAAGCUCUUUAACUGGUGUCUUAUUUAAAAAACCAUUUGAUAUUGGAGUCUGCAAACUAAUGUGUGUCGUGUACUGUGUUCUUCUAGAUGUAAUUUAGUAAUGUUUUAAGUG
Messenger RNA from Capsicum annuum, 1760 nucleotides. Its product is annotated as auxin-responsive protein IAA8. The coding region runs from base 395 to 1444 and encodes 349 amino acids. The transcript has 8 exons. Gene Ontology annotation, biological process: regulation of DNA-templated transcription. Lineage: Eukaryota; Viridiplantae; Streptophyta; Magnoliopsida; Solanales; Solanaceae. The record is from RefSeq and is a predicted model, not a curated record. Gene Ontology annotation, molecular function: protein binding. Gene Ontology annotation, cellular component: nucleus.